Myxocyprinus asiaticus (Chinese sucker) is the source of this 1383-nucleotide messenger RNA. RefSeq names its product carboxypeptidase O (gene cpo). Bases 38 to 1111 code for a protein of 357 amino acids. Lineage: Eukaryota; Metazoa; Chordata; Actinopteri; Cypriniformes; Catostomidae. The record is from RefSeq and is a predicted model, not a curated record. The transcript is spliced from 9 exons. Gene Ontology annotation, molecular function: zinc ion binding; metallocarboxypeptidase activity. Gene Ontology annotation, biological process: proteolysis.
UUCUACAAGACUGGAUAACAACAACCAAAAUACAAACAUGUUGCGGUCUGUAAUGUCCAUUUUGGUGCUUUUGGCUCUGGGAUCCCAGGACAGAACAUUUGCUGCUUAUGACUAUAAUAAAUACCACAGCAUGGAUGAGAUUUCGGCCUGGAUGAAUCAGAUUGAGAGAGAAAAUUCAGAUGUUGAGUCCAGCAUGAUAUAUGGGCAGACUUAUGAGAAGAGGAACAUCACAUUAUUGAAGAUUGGCUUUAAGAGCACCAUGGAAAAGAAGGCGGUUUGGAUAGACUGUGGAAUCCAUGCCAGAGAAUGGAUAGCUCCAGCUUUCUGCCAGCAUUUUGUCAAAGAGAUCCUGGACUCCUACAAAACAGACUCCAAGAUGAACAUGUUGUUUAAAAAUCUGGACUUUUACAUCACUCCCGUCCUGAACUUGGAUGGAUAUAUUUAUUCCUGGAAGGACAACACAACUCGACUAUGGAGGAAGUCAAGAUCACCAGGAACUGAGGACUGCGCAUGUUUCGGCACAGAUCUCAACCGCAACUUUUACGCAAAUUGGGGGAUGGUCGGUAUCUCCAGGAACUGUUGUUCAGAGGUGUAUAACGGUCAUACUGCUCUAUCUGAGCCAGAGGCCCAAGCCGUCACUGACUUUUUAGGCAAACAUCAAAACAACAUUCUCUGUUAUCUCACCAUCCACUCAUACGGCCAGCUCAUCCUUGUCCCGUAUGGACACCCCAACAUCUCAGCACCCAAUUACAAUGAAUUGAUGGAAGUAGGCCUUGCUGCAGCAAAAGCCAUCAAAGCAGUUCAUGGGAAAGACUACAAAGUGGGCAGCUCUCCUGACGUGCUGUACCCGAAUUCUGGCUCAUCGCGUGAUUUUGCGCGACUCAUCGGGAUCCCCUACUCUUUUACCUUUGAGUUACGGGACAACGGAACAUACGGUUUUACUCUACCUGAGGAUCAAAUCCAGCCCACGUGUCAAGAAGCGUACCAGGGCGCAAUGUCCAUCAUUAAUUAUGUCCAUGAUAAGACUUUUACCAGUGCAGCGAUUACGGUAACAGCCACAUUGUGGACAACACUGACAGCUUUAUGGAUCUCAAGCACUAAUGUGUUUUAGACCGCAACAUGUUAUAUUAAUUUAAGGUGAUGACAUGUCAUUUAAUUUAUAUGUACCUAGGAUGUCUGUUUAUUGUAAGAAAUCAGCAUUAUUUGAUAUAUUUUAUAUUAUCGCUUAUUGUACAUUCAAACAAAUAUUGUGUAAGUGGAGCCACAGUGAAACAACCAAUGUGAACGUCAGCUAAAGCAUUUUGUCUUGUCAUGUUUUAUUACAUCUAAAAGAAAUUGUUGUUUGCUAUGCUGCCCUCAAUAUCACUUUCCAACCUGUCGAUC